GAUACAGAAAAGCCGUUUCCGCAAGAGGACUUGUUCUUGGUCUUGGUUUAUAGGGAAUUAGGUCAAGAAUAUCCCGUGUUUCACACCUCUCAACUGAAAAAUUAGUGCGCAAAAGGCCCAACACCCAAAACGUGUGAAGAACCUAAUUACCGAGUCCCUGACCACCGUCCACCGGCCGUCGCCGCCAUGAUCCCACCACCGUCCAACCACCAUUGCUCUACAAAGAGAUGCGCCAUUAGUAUAAAAUAGGACAGGGUAACUGAAGUACUAAGUGCUACGAGUAUGUGAUUCGAAUUGCUCUUUUUCUCUUUGAACCAAAUACUGUUUCUAUAACUUCUGUGUCCCCAACCCCACCAUUUUUCUUGUCUUUUCUUUUUCUAUUUAAUAUGUAAUUGCAAAUUAAAGUAGAACUGUGAGCAAUCCACCUUAUCCUUUUGUUUUUGCUUCCUCCGUUUUCAGUUGCACUGAGCUAUCAUGUCCUAUGUGUGCGUAUCUCAAAGAGGAUUUAAUUGAAAUCCUUUGGAAUAUUACAAAAUCUCUUCAAGUAUAUUUUUUUUAAUCAAUUUUUGGGUUUAUGACAUCCUCUCACUAAAUCUUGUCUUUGUGGUUGGCAAUCCCUCUCCGAAUUUCUCCUCAUUCCUCUGCUUCUCCACCUAUAACACUCCCGUAUUGUUGUCCCACUCUUCUUCUCCGCCCCGCCCCUUUGCUCUCUUUCAGCCAUAAUCACAAACAUUUAACGUCCGGAAGUUCUUGCUUACAUAUAACUCACUCUUGUUCUCUGUCUUUCUGUACGAACCAAUUGUUCUUGCUCUUUAAAGAAAACCCGUUUGUCGAUACAUAAUUUAUUUGGCCCUCAAUCAAACGUCGCGUAGAAAAGGACACUGUCGCAAUCAAAGGGAGAGAUUCAGAUAUGCAGGCUUCAACUGUGAGCCAAGAACCUACAAAUCCCUUUGGGUUUGUAUCCCAAUUGGGCUAUUUUGUUUCUUCCAGGUUCAAUCCCGAUGGGAACUCCACAUUUUUGUCAAAUUCCUUGUAUUUAGAUGCCAGGAAGAAGCCCAAGGCUGUGGCUUCAUUGAGUCUCAGCACCAAAGGUGCUGCGUUUAGCAUUAGAAGAGUAAUGAAUCAAUUUAAUAGAGCUAUUAGAUUCCAUUGCGAGAGAAUCCCACUUGGUUUUGCCUCAGUUCGGGUUGAUGCCGGGGAGAAUAAUGGGUGUAGAGAUGAUGGUAAUGGGAUUCUGGAGGAGUCAGAUGGAGUUCCUACGAAUGGUGUUGUCUCUGAUGCUCCAAAGAAGGUUUUGAUAUUGAUGAGCGAUACUGGAGGAGGCCAUAGAGCUUCUGCCGAGGCCAUUAGGGCAGCUUUCAAUGAAGAGUUUGGAGAUGAUUACCAGGUUUUUAUCACUGACUUGUGGACAGAUCAUACGCCAUGGCCCUUUAAUCAGUUACCAAAGAGUUAUAAUUUCCUUGUGAAACAUGGGACACUGUGGAAAAUGACAUAUUAUGCUUCUGCUCCACGUGUUAUUCAUCGAACCAAUUUUGCUGCCACCUCAACUUUCAUUGCUCGAGAGGUUGCUAAAGGAUUGAUGAAAUACCAGCCAGAUAUUAUUAUCAGUGUACACCCUCUGAUGCAACAUGUUCCACUUCGUAUUUUGAGGGCUAAGGGUCUCUUGAAGAAGAUUGUUUUUACCACUGUAGUAACAGACCUUUCCACCUGUCACCCAACAUGGUUUCACAAGCUUGUGACAAGAUGUUAUUGCCCAUCAGAAGAGGUAGCAAAACGUGCAUUGAGAGCUGGUCUUCAGCGUUCUCAAAUUAAGGUCUAUGGCCUUCCCGUACGGCCCUCAUUUGUGAAGCCUGUUCGCCCUAAGGAUGAAUUGAGGAAGGAUCUGGGAAUGGAUGAGCACCUCCCUGCCGUCUUGCUGAUGGGUGGUGGUGAAGGUAUGGGCCCCAUUGAGGCCACUGCUCGAGCUCUUGGAGAUGCAUUAUAUGAUGAAACUCAUGGAGAACCGAUUGGUCAGGUUCUUGUAAUUUGUGGCCGAAACAAAAAGCUAGCCAGCAAAUUGCAGUCAAUUAACUGGAAGAUCCCUGUCGAGGUAAAGGGUUUUGUCUCCAAGAUGGAGGAGUGCAUGGGUGCUUGUGAUUGCAUUAUCACUAAGGCUGGUCCUGGAACAAUUGCAGAAGCUAUGAUUCGAGGACUUCCUAUUAUCCUAAAUGAUUACAUUGCUGGCCAGGAAGCCGGGAACGUUCCAUACGUCGUACAAAACGGAUGUGGGAAAUUCUCAAAGUCCCCGAAAGAGAUAGCAAACAUAGUUUCUCAAUGGUUUGGUCCAAAACAAGAUGAGCUUGUAGCAAUGUCCCAAAACUCACUGAGGCUUGCUAGGCCAGAUGCCGUCUUUAAGAUCGUGCACGAUCUUCACGAAUUGGUUAGACAAAGAAACUUUGUACCUCAGUAUUGUACAACUUGAAUGAUUCAAUUAUGUCUUGGCAAAAAUUUUGCUGUCUGGUGGAGAAUAUUCUUUCUCAAAGUAACAUUUUCUCCUCAGUUCCCCUUUGAGUGGAUUGAAUUGAUUAGAGUGCACUAAAUCUCAUGUGGCUAAAGCAUUGA
This is a messenger RNA of Sesamum indicum (sesame), 2601 nucleotides long. RefSeq names its product monogalactosyl diacylglycerol synthase 1 (gene MGD1). Gene Ontology annotation, biological process: glycolipid biosynthetic process. Lineage: Eukaryota; Viridiplantae; Streptophyta; Magnoliopsida; Lamiales; Pedaliaceae. Gene Ontology annotation, molecular function: hexosyltransferase activity. The record is from RefSeq and is a predicted model, not a curated record.